Molecule: messenger RNA, 6219 nt
Organism: Salvelinus fontinalis (brook trout)
Lineage: Eukaryota; Metazoa; Chordata; Actinopteri; Salmoniformes; Salmonidae
Product: contactin-1a-like
Exons: 25
Coding region: 549-3611 (1020 amino acids)
Biological process (GO): cell-cell adhesion; brain development
Molecular function (GO): cell-cell adhesion mediator activity
Source: RefSeq, a predicted model, not a curated record
AGCCAUAGCACGUCCAUCUCUUCUCUUCAAUCAGGUAGACUGCUUCAGGCAACGCCAUUCUCAAAUAUAAUAGGCUAAUGCAUAGCCUACACAACACUUUCUCAUUGAAGUGUUGCUAUCCUCUAACCUAGACGACAGAUAAUGCUGAAACUAAAAGAUAUGAUGAUCACAGUGCAGAAUAACUAAAACAACACUCAGCUAUGAGUCCGCCACGUCGUUUGUUAUGAAACGGACACAUUUUGGACUGGAUUGCUUCUCUGGUCGCCCAAUGAAAUAGCGCAACCCCGUCCCGCCCCCCAUGUCCUAAUGUCAUAGCCCUCCAUCCAAUCGAAGAGGACGCGGCAGAGACUCGGCUGCCUGUCAGUUUCUCCCCGGCUCUGAGCUCCUGAGCGCCCGGCGAUGCAGUGCUGUUGAUCCAGGUGUGAGUCUUGAAGGUUAAUCGGACGGACAGAUCGUCUGCUAUUGCUGGAAAAGCAUCCUGUCCUGCUAAUGUUCCAUCAUCAGCUUGGUUCUAAUCAUCACCUCCAGGGGGUUCUACACAGACCAACAUGCUGCACUUCACUGUGCUCCUCUGCCUCCUGUCCCUGACUCUCACUUCCUCUGAUGCAUCAGUGUUCGGAGGGGAACCUGGCUUCUACUCAGACGAUACUACAGGUUACGGGCCGGUGUUUGAGGAUCAGCCGGUUGACACCAUCUACCCCGAGGAGUCACCUGAGGCCAAAAUCACCAUGAGCUGUCGAGCACGAGCCAACCCACCUGCCACAUACACGUGGAGAUUAAACAGCAGGAAUAUAGAUCAGGAUGAAGACAACCACUACACGUUGGUGGGAGGCAACCUGGUCAUCUCUAACCCCAUCAAGAACAAGCACGUUGGGAAGUACACCUGUAAGGCCACCAACGACUACGGCACUGUGGUCAGCAGAGAGGCCGCUGUCCAGUUUGGAUACCUGGACUUCUUCUCCUCUGAGGAGAGAGAGGCGGUGUAUGUGAAGGAGGGCCAGGGGGCAGUGCUGCUCUGCGCUCCUCCCCCACACUACCCAGACGAGCUGUCAUUCCGCUGGAUUCUGAAUGAGUUCCCCGUCUUCAUCCCUCUGGAUAAACGUCGCUUCAUCUCUCAGACGACGGGGAACCUCUUCAUCUCUAAGGUGGACUCGUCUGACAGCGGAAACUACUCCUGCUUUGUCUCCAGUGCCUCCAUCUCCAAGAGCGUCUUCAGCAAGUUCAUCCCCCUCGUCCCCCUGGCAGAACGCCCAAUAAGGAAGUACCCUGCUGAUAUCAAAGUCAAGUUCCCAGACACCUUUGCACUGGUGGGCCAGAACAUCACACUGGAAUGCUUCGCCCUGGGAAACCCCAUCCCUCAGAUCCACUGGAGGAAGAUGGAUGGAGAGCUGCCGGCCAAUCAUGAAGUCAGCUUGGCAGGAGCCCACCUCCAACUGUACCACGUGCAGUAUGAGGACGAGGGGACGUACGAGUGUGAGGCCCUCAACUCCAAAGGGAAGGACUGGCACCGGGCUCGGGUCUCUGUAGAAGCCUUCCCAGAGUGGACAGAGUCCAUCAGCAGUACAGAGCGGGACAUCAGCAGUGACUACUCCAUGUCCUGUGAGGCCAGCGGCAAGCCCAAGCCCCACGUCCACUGGCUCAAGAACGGCUACUCGUACGAUAAGCAUGAUCUGAAGUUCAGAGGGCUGACGUUUGAGGACUCUGGGAUGUACCAGUGUAGAGCGGAGAAUCGCCAUGGAGUCGUCUAUGCUGACGCAGAGCUGCGUGUGAUUGCGUGCGCCCCUACGUUUGAGCAUAACCCAGUAAAGAGGAGGAUCCUGGGGGCUAAGAACGGCCGUGUGGUCCUAGAGUGUAGACCCAAAGCUGCUCCCAAAGCCUCCUUGUCCUGGAGCAAGGGUUCUGAACUACUCUUCAACUCCAGCAGGAUGUUAAUCUGGGAGGAUGGUAGUCUGGAGAUCCUGAAUGUGACCAGGGCAGACGAGGGGCGCUACACCUGCUUCGCUGAGAACGACCGGGGCAAGGCCAACAGCACAGGCUUCCUCUCUAUCACAGAGGCCACUAAGAUCACCUUGGCUCCGUCCAACGCGGACGUGACGGCGGGCGAGAGCGCCAGCAUGCAGUGUGCCGCAUCACAUGACUCAACGCUGGACAUCACGUUUGUCUGGACCAUGGACGGCCGCUCCAUCGACUUCGACCGGGACGGAUCCCACUAUGAACGCAACCCGAAUGGAGGUUCCAGUGGAGAGCUGAUCAUCAAGAACACCCAGCUGAAUCACUCUGGACGUUACACCUGCACCGCUCAGACCCCUGUGGACAACGUCUCCGCAUCCGCUGACCUGGUCGUCAGAGGUCCCCCUGGGCCUCCAGGUGGGGUACGUGUGGAGGAGAUCAGGAACAAGAGUGUCCGUCUGAUCUGGAGCAGGGGAGCAGACAACCACAGCCCCAUCUCUAAAUACACCGUCCAAUGCCGGGACUGGUUCUCCCAGGAAGACUGGAGAGAUGCCACCACAUCCCCUCCGGAUGUGGAAGGCAAUGCAGAGACAGCCACCGUGGUGGACCUGUUUCCCUGGACAGAGUAUGAGUUCAGGGUGAUAGCCACCAACACCCUGGGGACAGGAGACCCCAGCAGCCCCUCUCCCAAAGUCACCACGUUGGAGGCAGUUCCCGUGGUGGCGCCCUCAGACAUUGGCGGCGGUGGCGGGACCAGCAAGGAGCUGACCAUCACUUGGACGCCGGUGCAGCCGCAGUACUACUACGGCCGCAACUUUGGCUACAUCAUCGCCUUCAAGCCCCACGAUGUCUACGACUGGAUGAAGGUGACUGUGGCAGACCCUGAGGCUAAACACUACGUCCACAAAGACUCAUCCAUCCCCGCCUCCACAGAGUUCCAGGUCAAAGUCAAGGCUUUCAACAGCAAAGGAGAAGGACCCUAUAGUCUCACGGCUGUUAUCUACUCUGCACAAGACGUGCCAUCCGAAGCCCCUACCAGUGUGGAGGCGAGGGCGCUGUCUGCCUCUGAGGCCAUUGUGUGGUGGCUCCCUGUCACCCAGCACACUGUUGAAGGAUACCAGGUGCGGUACUGGAGGAAAGUGGAGGACAGAGAGGCGUCCAGUCAGAGGGUGGUCGUGUCCAGCAGAGAGAACCAGACAAGGUUGGAGAACAUGAGGCCAAACUCCCCCUACCUCAUAGAGGUCAGGGCCUACAAUGCAGCCGGAUAUGGACCCCCCAGCCAUCACUUCCAGAUCUACACCAAAAAAGCCCCCCCAAGCCGGCCUCCUAAAAUAAUCAGUAAAAAGCUGAAAGGAACGUCAGUGAACAUCGCCUGGGAACAUGUCGAACCCUUGGCCAACGAGUCAACAAUAGAUGGAUACAAGGUCUUGUACAGGAAGGCUGGCCUCUCCACAGGUAUACUGUAUACCACAGGGAAGCGAUCCAUAGACCUGCCCAUGCCAAGGGACGGGGACUGCGUAGUGGAGGUCAGGGCCCAUAGUGAGGGAGGAGAUGGGGCUGUGGCCCAAGUACGCAUCUCAGGUGGAGCCGUCAUGGUCACCCAGUCCCUCAGCCUGGCCUCUCUGCUCCUGGUGACGAUGUUUUGCCUGCUGGCCCUCUGAAUGUAGUGCAUCUUUCUCUGUCUACACUGCCCAGUCCAGUAAAGGAGACUCUGUGAGGUUGACGCCUAUGAUGACUUUGGUUCCCACAAUCUUUGGUUUCACCCUGAAGGCCAAAGGCUCGUGUUCCCACCUCGAGGAAUAGGGCUUUGUUUGUGGGGGAAAAACACAAUAAGAAAUGUGUAUAAAGGACAAAGAAUGACAUCUGGAAUAUCUCUUAAAUCAUCCCUACAAUAUCUUUGAAGGAGGAGCGUCAAAAGGAAGUCUUUCAACUUUUUCAAUAUGCCUUAUAUGUAAACAGUUACACUUAUCUUUCACAAUGCCAUGACUUGCUCCUAACUGGGUGAGGUGUGAGUGCUCAAGUAGUGCACAACGUUUGUAAGUAACUGUUUUCAAAUAUAUUGUGACAAGGGCCUUUCUUGUUCAUUCGUAAAGGUGCAGUAGCUUGGAAGUGUGUGUUUCAUUUCAUGUAGGACAUUAUGAAUCAUCAAUACAACGUUUGCGUUCCAUAUAGAAAGCAUAAGCUAAGCAGGUGAUAUAGUUGUGAGGGAUAAGUCUACAAGUUUACGAAAUUGUCUUUAUAUUUCAAUUGCAUUUCAGUGGCUUUUUCUUAGUAUUUUUAGAUAUAUUUUUGUUCAAGGUGAAACAUACCCUCCUCCCCUUACAGAGAUAGUCAAAUCAAAUCUCUACUCAAGGUCCUUGGCAUACAUCAGAGUUUUAUUAUCAAACAUCAGACAAAAGAGGAAUUUAUGUCAUGCUAAUAUAAUAUAUGCAAUAACGUUUAUGGUUUUGCCAUCUCACAAGUACAUAUAGCAUACUAUUAACGCUGUAACAUCGUUGUUCCGAGAAACAUUGAUUUUAUCUCCCCAAAAAAACAUGCUUAUUUCCAACUGACAACAUUCUCUAAAUUAAUGGGAGACCAGUUUGCAAGUGUUUGCAUGUAUCUGAAAGAGUUUACUGACAAAACAAGAUACACUUCUUAGCCGGAGUGAUGCCUGCAUCUUUAGCACAUGUACAUGUGUGUUUGUAAAGUUGAAUGUAUUGAAUAACUGUGGAAAUGAGCUUUAAAACAUAUCAGACCUGCAGUUUCUAACAUGAUAUAUACAAUGUGUGACAGUGGUGCAUUUGGUUUGGUUGUCAGGACACCCAGCUGUCCUGUGACCGUCGUGUGUCCAAUGUUGUUAAAGUGUCCAAUUGGAGGAACCAUGAUUAAACUGAGUUUGGAAUCAUAAAUAGAAUUCUAGAAUGGGGAUUUGCCAUUCUUUUUGUCCUGUACUUAGGAUUCUGUUGCUCUGGUUGGAAUAUAUAUCUAUAUAUCCCAUGGAAGAGUUGAGCACAACAAGUUGUUUGUUUUGACUGUAUCGUUAAGACUUCCGUGGUAGACUAUAAAAUGCUGGUGCUUUGUAAAGAAUGUUGCCAUCUUUUUCAUGUCUUAACUCUUUUAUAUGUUUUCAUAUCUUUAUUAUUCAAUGUCUCAGUGUGAGUCGCAGUGCUAACAGUUCUGCAGUAAUACACACUCGGUCCAGUAACAUUACAAUGUCUGUCUGAAUCUUCAAAUCGUUCUUUCUAUUUUAUUACAUAUAACACAACCUGCCUAGCGCCUAAAACAGUUAUGCUGUUAUCGCGUAUCAUUGUCUAUAAAGUGGUGCAAAGCACAGGAGAAACAAAAUCAAUAUCUGAGAAUAACCAUGCGAAGCUCAUACAUUUGUCCUACUAUUUUUGCAACAUUGUUUUGUAUUUUUAUCAAUAACAUGAGUGUGAUCAGAGUUAUACUGUAUACAGGAUGCAUUAUCAAUUGGUGUUGUUGUUUUUGUUUAUGUUUGUGAUUAAUAUAUUUCAUCCUGAUGACCCACCACUGGUUCAACAGUAGAUGUUUAUUACGAUCAUGUACCACGGAAAAUUCUGUGUUUUUGAUUGCUCUGCGAAUACAUGUUCAGUGUGACUGAGUGAUGCUAGCCAUUCUUCUACCAGCUCUGGUCCACGGAGAUACGUGUGGCUUGCUAACGCAAGGCUCAGGUAGCUCCCUGGACCAGAAGCUAUGCUUCUUCUAUAUACAUUGUGACUAUAUCAACAAAACAUCCACCACAAAGUGCUUUCCCAGUUUCCCCUCAUGCAACAAAUCAUCGAAAGAGUUGCCAAAUGCAUGACUGCCUUGAACUUAUUUGUUAUUUCGAAGGAAACGGUUGCUAAGAAAACGAUUGCUAUGGAAACGGUUGCUAUUACUACAUCCUCUAACAUGCAUGACAUUGGAAACGAAUGGUAUAGGCCUGUACGGUAAAAAAAAACUCCAUCCAUACAUUGCAAUGAGUCAACGUACAGUCAUACAUCAUUCAGGCAACUUCCAAUCGGCUUCAUAUGAACUCAACUGCCUUUGUGGUAAACAAUAAUAAACAUUCAUUCCGUCAUGAGUGAAAUCCCUUUAUGUCAGAGACUGUAUAAUGUAUGCAUACUGUACUUACUCUAGAUAAGCCUAACAUGUCCGUUAGUUGCCUCAAGCCAGUCAUCUCAAGGGGAAGUCUAUGUAGGGCAGUUUGUUGUAGUUGUAAAAUGACAAAACCUUUCAAUAAAUGACCAGAUUUUUUUCCAUCGUAAUGGGGGUUAAAAACCUUAA